This is a messenger RNA of Hippocampus zosterae (dwarf seahorse), 2287 nucleotides long. It is a transcript of the gene ckap2l, whose product is annotated as cytoskeleton associated protein 2-like. The transcript is spliced from 9 exons. NCBI's taxonomy places the organism in Eukaryota, Metazoa, Chordata, Actinopteri, Syngnathiformes, Syngnathidae. Bases 169 to 2118 code for a protein of 649 amino acids. The record is from RefSeq and is a predicted model, not a curated record. Gene Ontology annotation, cellular component: centrosome; mitotic spindle; cytosol.
GAGAAGAGCAGGGCGAGGUGACGCGGUCCGUUCAAAAACGUUUAACGUCUGUGCAUUGCGUCGUGAGUUUUGCAGCGAACAGCUCUUACUUUUUGGAUAUAUGUGCCAGAAAGGCGUUUAAUCUUCGAUCCAAACCGUGGUUGAAGUACUACCAGUAGUUUAAGAAAUAUGGACGAAGAUGAUCCUGCCACCGUCAAGAGCAGAAAAGAACUACGCAAGGAGAAAUGGAUGGAAUACUUGAUGAAUAAACAAAACGCCAAGCAAAAUGUCAAUGGGUGUACAGAUAAGAAGCUUGAGUCUGCACUACAGCUCAUCAGGGGCAAAGAAAAUAAAACUCCGGUCACUAGUUUCCGUCAUGAAUCCAAAAAAGGCAAACCCUUGGCUCCUCUCGAUAACCGGAAGCCCCCCAGAAAGACAUUUCUCAUUGAGAACAAAGAGAACGUACGGACUGAACGCAGUCUGCCGACACAGUCGACACUCUGUAAAAAGCCAACGCUCACAGGAAAAUACACUGUUCCUGCUCUGAAUGUGACCAGUCUUCCCAAAAAAACACCAGCCGUCAGGAUACAGCCCACAGGAAAAGCACCUUCGAACUUUUCAGUGGCAAAGAACUCAAACGGGACUUUUAGGCCACCCUCAAAUGCCACCACUUCUUAUCCAGCAAAGACUUAUACAGCCCGUUUGAGUCUAAAGCCCAUCGUCAAUACAAGGACGGGGCUCACCCCUGCCAUGAUCCAACCGAAGGUCACUAGGCCCCUCCCGGCGGCAAAUGCCGGAGUUGUUCCUUCAAGAUUUCCCGUCCCUUCCUCCAAAGCGCCGGUGAAGAAAAUCCCACUUUACCAGAGACCGACUGUCACUCGAGAGCUCAAAUCCAUCCCCCCAAAAAAUCCUCUUUGUAAAAUCGCACCCAAAUCAACCCUGACAGCCUCGUCACACGCGUUACCUUCCACUAAGCUACCCGAGAAAGUGGCCAAACAGCCAACGAAGCGCACCUCUCAACCUAAAGGACGGCCGACGAGACAGAAAUCCGUAGUAGACGCACGUACGUCGCAAACGACAGCAGUGGCGGCGAGCAGGAAACCCACGGCAGCCAAACCAAGGACGGCCAACAUGACAACGAAAGGAACGAGUGCCCCUGCGGAGAAGCAGAGGGCACCGCGGACCACUGUCACUGUUGUCACUCAACCCAGAUUGGAGGCCAAAGCGACCAAGUCUCAAACUGUGGGAAAGACGAUGGCUGCUGAGCAGGCGGAGAGAAUGAAAAAACUACAGGAAUGGCGGGAAGCCAAAGGAAUUUCCUACAAACGUCCUCCCAUGCAGUUGAAGCCUCCGGUUCAACGCACCGUCGCACUGCGACCCUUCCAGAAGGCACAAGACGACGCUGGCUUGUUCAUCCGCGACGUGGACAGGUCACUGUCUGACUGCAUUAAGCUGCUCACCGAGGGUUGUUUAGUGUCGCAGGUGAAGGAGGUCCUCUCCCGGCUGCCGCCAGUGUCCCAGAAGUUUGCCAAAUUUUGGAUCUGUAAGGCCCGCCUGAUGGAGCAAGAGGGUGACCUGGAUGUCCUACCCAUGUUUGAGGAGGCUGUGCGUGUCGUGUUGGAGCCUGUCGACGAGCUGCGCACGGUGGUGUUUGACAUCCUGAAGAAGAAGGAGGAGACUCAAGCCCAUGUGGGAGACCAGAUGGAGGCGCACUGCACUCCGAGCAAAGGCGAUCAAACUGAGAAUUGCAAGGGCGAGGACACAAUAGUGACGCCCCCUGUCCGGGUUCUCAUCUACGGGGAGAGGGGACCCUCGUCCACUGUCAAAUACAAGAUCACAGCCACUCCCGGUGCCCCGUCCAGCCAGCAGCGGGAGCCGAUACGUGUGAACGGCAACGAGGUGCGCUUCUUCACGCCUGUGCGCCGCUCGACACGCAUUGAGAGUGCGUCGCAGCAUUAUCCGACCUCCCUGCAGGAGCACGACCAAUGCGUGGCGUCCAUCGCAGAGUUAUUGGCCACCGAGGAGAAAGAGGAAGCCGAGGUGAGAGGCGACACUAUGUACAUCUACAGGGAGAACGAGAUGCUCAAAGACAAAAUGGUUGUCCGGCUGUUGAGUGAGCAGGACGAAGAUUGUCGGUAGACGGGCCGCUACAUGAGGUACGCCUGCCCACUGCUUUUCACCGCUGUUUCUUUCACGACGUGCAGUUCCUUGUUUGGAUUAUUUCACCUACUUUUUGUCCUUCGCGUUUGUCACCCCUUCUAAUUCCCAAAUCUUCACAGUAUUCAGUACAUUCUUGGUAAUAUUUUUG